UUUGUGCAAAAUGGAACUUUUUGAUGUUCACCAGCCUCUGGUUUUUGUAUUUGGCCUUCUAGGUAACAUUAUUUCCACCGGGGUCUACUUUGCUCCAUUGCCAACAUUUAUUGAAAUAUGCAAGAAGAAAUCUACAAUGGGGUUCCAGUCAUUGCCGUACGUGGUGUCACUGUUUAGCGCAUUGCUUUGGUUGUUCUACGCCUUCAUCAAAGGAGAUGACACGUUCCUACUCAAAUCCAUUAACACCCUUGGUACCGUCAUUGAGUCCGUUUACAUCAUGAUUUUCCUCUUCUACGCUACCCCCGAUACCAGGAAGCAAACAUUUAAAAGUCUGGCUGCCGUCAUGGUUCUAUGCCUCUGUAUUUCUCUUGGGACGUUGUUGCCAUUGAGAGGACAUACAAGGGUGCUAGUCGUUGGGUGGAUUUGUGUGGGGAUAUCUGUGUGUGUAUUUGCAGCACCUCUCACUAUUGUGUUUCAAGUUGUGAGAACAAAAAGUGUUGAGUUCAUGCCAUUGUCCUUAUCAUGUUUCCUGACUCUAAGUGCGGUUAUGUGGUUCGCUUAUGGGAUGUCCAUCAAGGAUAUAUGCGUUACGGUGCCAAACAUACUAGGAUUUCUAUUGGGAGUGCUUCAAAUGGGACUAUAUGGAUAUUAUAGAAACGCAAGCAUCUCUCCCGAUAAUGAGAAAAACACAAAUAAUAAUAAUAAUAAUACUAAUAAUGCCAAACCCAAGCUGCAGGAACACAUUAUAAACCUCACUACCAUUUUAUCAAACUCGGAAGUGUAUCCAGUGGAUUCCUCAUCAUCAGGGCGUAGCAGCGAUGAUGAAAAGGAAAUUAGCACAGGUGAUCGGGUGGCCAAUGUGCGUGGAUUAUAA
Erigeron canadensis is the source of this 874-nucleotide messenger RNA. Its product is annotated as bidirectional sugar transporter N3-like. Gene Ontology annotation, cellular component: membrane. Gene Ontology annotation, molecular function: sugar transmembrane transporter activity. Lineage: Eukaryota; Viridiplantae; Streptophyta; Magnoliopsida; Asterales; Asteraceae. Bases 11 to 874 code for a protein of 287 amino acids. Gene Ontology annotation, biological process: carbohydrate transport. The record is from RefSeq and is a predicted model, not a curated record. The transcript is spliced from 6 exons.